This is a messenger RNA of Penaeus monodon (black tiger shrimp), 4938 nucleotides long. Its product is annotated as protein fantom-like. NCBI's taxonomy places the organism in Eukaryota, Metazoa, Arthropoda, Malacostraca, Decapoda, Penaeidae. Gene Ontology annotation, biological process: non-motile cilium assembly. The record is from RefSeq and is a predicted model, not a curated record. Gene Ontology annotation, cellular component: ciliary transition zone.
UGUGUGUGUUUCUGUGCAUAUAUAUUAUGUGUGAAUUAGUUUCUGGCAUCAUCUAGGAAGGUGUAUUUCAAGUAUAUCUUUCAACUUCGAAUGCAAAUUUUAUUUGUCAAUGAACGGUGAAGGUUUGUAAACAAAUUCCAUUGAGCAAAACUCAGUGGAUGUGUUUGACAGUUGUGUCUUUUAGUAUGUAAUACUUUAAAGUGAGGUAAUGUCACGUUUUUAUCUCGAGUAGAUAAUUUCCUUUAUUUGGUUAUUUUCCUUGUGUGAAGAUUUGGAUCUAUUAAAGUUGAGAGUUGUUUACGUACAUCUUGAAAUGCAGCAGUCAAGUUCUAUAUUUUUAUGACCUUUGAUCCUUGGAAUCUGGGACGAUAAAAGUGGACAUUGUAAGGUUGAAUUUGUACUGUAAAACUAUAUUCCAAGAUAAUACUGUUAUAUUAGCAGUGUUAAUAUUGAAAACAGUGCCUCUUCAAUGUCAUGAUUCAUGAGUCUCCCUAAGAAUGGCAACAAGUGAUGAAGAUCACGUUCCUGUCCGUGAUAGCCAUGCUGUUCAUCCAAGGCAUACUGCACCAGAAGAAAUGUAUUGGCUGAGUCACAUGAAUCAAGAAGAAUUAAGAGAAAAAUAUAUUAGAAUGAGAGAUGACUUUUACACACUUAAGAAGUUCUCUUGCAGACAGGAAGAUAAAAUUACAAAAUUGCAGACCAAGCUUCGAAAACUCAUAAGUGACAGAAAGAAGGGUGCUGGGACAAAGAAAACAGAUUUUAAUGCUCAAGACUUGGAACACCAGGAGAUUAUUGAAACUCAACGCCAAACCUUACGUGAAGUGCAAAGUAAAAAUGAGCAACUUGAGAAGAAACUGAAACUUGCAAAUAUUCAGCUAAGUGCAGCUAAAAAGAACAAGCCUAUGCUGUUUCGGAAUGUUGGGCCACGGGUGGAUAGUGGACUCAAGCAGCCAAGGACACCUGCAAGUCCCCUAAGGAGUCAGAGAAGACCACUGUCCCGACCUGGAUCUGCAUCACUGCUCACCUCCUCAGAAAGUACUUCAAGAGCCCCUUCACCACAAUCUAAAGAUAAAACAGAUGAAGUGUUACCAGAAAAGGUGCGUUCAAUACUUGAAGAAGCACGGGAGAAAAUCUUGGAACUGGAAAGCGAACGAGAUGAAUUGCAGGAGCACCUGAGUGAGGCACAACAGGCUGCAGAAGACACCGAAUAUGAACUACAGCAGAAGAUAUUACAUCUGGAGGAGGAAUUAUCGAGUCUCCGUGAUGAGCUACGUGACCGGGGAAUGCGGGAAGAGAGGGACUCUGUAGCUGUGGUUCGUGCACAGCGGGAAGCACGAACUAUGGCUGCACGUACUACAGCACUAGAAGAACAGCUUUCAGUUACGGAAGAGAAGGUUAUUGCAGGGAAAUCCAGAAUUGAGUCUCUUCAGAGUGAAUUAGAGAGAAUGACAAGCAAACUUUUAGCUGCUGAAAAUAAUUUGCGAGAACAACAACAAGAGCAUCAGAAAACAAAUGGACAGUUGCAACAAACCAGCGAGAAGUAUGACAUAUUGAAGCGAGAAAAUGAACAACUCCAAAAAGAAAAUGACAGACUGUCAAAGCUCAGCUUAUCGGUAGAGCAGCGUGGCUAUCCAGCUGAGAUACAGACUCUGAAAUCACAUAUUGAACAUCUAGAGGCUGCAUUACAGACUGAUCUCAGUGAAAGGGGGAAUCUCUUAGAACAUAUGACCUAUGACAAAGAAGAACUUGCCAAGGCAGAAGUCAAGCUAAAAGAACUACAGACACAAAACUUGGUUCUAAAGGAAGAGGUGGAAAAGGCAUCUCAGAAACUUAGCCUAUAUUCCAAGGCAGGAUUGCUGAAUAUGACCCCAGAAGAGCUUUCAGCAGCAUCCAGGAGAGAAAAAGAAGAAACUGCAAAUAAAAUAUCAGCAAAGGAAUUUGGAGAUCUGAAACAGGCACACAGUGAGCUGCAGUUGUUGUAUCGAGAAAGAACCCUGGAAUUAGAAAAAACUGCAGAUGCUCUCGCUUUGCAUGGUGAUACAUACAAAAAGUUACAUAGACAAAUGGAUCAUAUGGCUCAAGAGGCACAAGACAAAGAAAAAGAAUAUUCAGUGUCUGUCAGGACACUGACAGACACAAUAAGAAGAAGAGAUGAGCGAAUUGAGAAGCUAGAACAACAGAUGCUAACUCUCACUGAUAAGAACAUUAAAGAGAAGGUUGAGGAAGUUGGCCGGGACCUUUCCCAGUCAUUGAAACUUGGAAAACAUGAUAAUUUAUUAGAGUUCCAUAUUGAGUGCAUGGUGUUUGAGGCUCCUGCCUUCAGCCAUCAGAAAACUUUUGUGUCCUGGACUGUCCCCUUUUCUCUUGAGGAUCCAUUGCAACACACUAAUGUUGGUAUUGGCACACUUGCCAAAUAUAAUCAUUCCUCGCUUUACAAGAUUCAUAUGAAUUACAGAAACCUAGACUCAUUGAAAAAUGAGAUAGUUACAGUUAGUGUCUACAUUCUAUUAGACUCGGGUCAUCCUGCUAAGGUAGGAGAGUGCCAAAUAACAUUUUGUGAAGUGUUGGAUCACCCUCGAAACACACUGCAUGGCACUGUUCCUGUGCUAUUAGCUCAUGAUGAUGCAGAGGAAGCUCAGCAUCUGCCUCCAGGGUUAGAUAUUCAGGCAGGACAGGUGAUUGGAACACUGAAAUACUGGUUCCGGUUGCAGCGACCAUCAGAAGAAACUAUUGCUCAGUAUUUGCGAAGUGUUGGUGCUUGUGUGGGAGUUUCCCAAAGGGAAGAUCAAGUUCCAAAAUUGUAUUCGAAAAUCAUACAAUCAAAAAAUCCAAUCAAGAGAAAGGCAAGUCUUCAGGUGGAAGAGGAAAGUUUAGGCAAGCAUCAGCAAAAACCUGGUAUUCAUGAAGAAUCAAAUGAGGAAGAAAAAUCUAGAGCAAAACUUCCCAUUCCUGCACCAAGAGCACAAUCUCGCAUGAGUAAUUUGCACAAAACCCAAGACACUUCAUCAAGAGCAGAUAUCUCCAGUGAAUCUCAGGAAGAAAUAGGCCAGUCUCCUCAACACACAGAAGACCACAAGCAGGAAAGCAGAGUAUCUUUCCGGACUCGAUCAGAGUCUUGUAGUUCAACAGGUACUUAUAACAUUGGAAGUCCAGUCCAUGAAGUCACUCAAAAGAACAACAGUGAUGACAGUAGUGUUGCUAAGAAUGUAGCAAGUGAGAAGGUUGCAUUCCAAGCAGACUCCUCUUCAAAGGUCAAGGAAGCAAGUGGAACAGCACAUGUUAAAAAACAAAUUGUGCGACCUAAGACAGCAAUCAGACGUGGACAAGCUUCAUCUCAUAUUGAUAAGGGUGCUAUAAGAAAAAGCCCAGUUCAAGUCCAAGAAAAGACUCCUCAGCAAGGACUGGCCCAGAAGACUGAAUCUUUACCUCGGGAAGAUGACAGUGAUACCAUGUUUGAAGAAUCAGAAGAAUCAUCAGAGUCUGAUACUGAAGAUCCAGAGUCUCAUCUAUGGAAUGGGAAGCAGAGGGGACCACCUGAUGAGGAUGAAGAUGAGGAUGAACAAUCCAGCUCUGAAAUCUAUGACACAACAUCCAACAAGAAUUUAGCCUUGAUGAGAAAAUGUAUCCAUCUCGUCUGAAAUCUUUGAUUGACUUAAUGAAGAACAGAGGUAUCAUCAAAUUUACUGUAACUUCAGAACCACCUGAACAUCUUCAGGAUACUCAUGACUGCCAGGAUUUGGGAUAUGCAUAUGUGAAUCUCCAUGAUUUGCUGAAAAGAGGACAAGACCUUUGUGAAUCUCCUUUAACAGUGAAAAGUGUAGAAGAUGGUAGUCAGCUGGGUACACUGUGUAUCACUUUAGUGGUAGUUGAUGUCCUUCGGCAUUUAAGGAAGAAUGGCUUAAUUUAAAUGGGUAUCUUAUGUCUCUGAAACAGAAAUGUCAAAAGUAGAUGAAAGAUAUUAAAUGAGCCUACUUUAAAUUCAAAACUAAUCUGUCAGGUGAUAUCACUGAAUUUGGCUAUAUAAUGAAAUGUAUAGAGUACCAUUUUGUACAUACUUCAUUUUCAUUAUAUAACAAAGAAAUUUAGAUGUAACUGCAAGAGCUUUUGUUUAAGUAUUCAUUUUUUUAUCAUUUAUUUGUCACAGGUGAGUGACAAAUUAAAAUGGUAAUGAUAAGUGCUUCCUACAAAAUGAAAGCUCACAGAUGUGUUCUAGGUCUUCUUUCACUUUUAUAUAUAUUUUCAUUGUUGAAUCUAACACUCCUCACUGAUUGUCCUUUAUUUCAACUCUUGCAGUUAAUAGUCCCCCUGGCAGUGAUAGGAUAUUGUCAAAAGGCUUAAACAAUAGUAUUUUAAAACACACAAUCACUAUUGUCCCUUAUCAUGGUCAGUGUGAACUGUCUAUGAACCUGAACUUUUGCAUUUAGACAAUCUUUAUGCCUUAUUUUUUUUUUCUUCCCAGUAGUAAAUUUUUAUGGAUGUGUUUUGUCAUCUUUAUUGUUUUUACAUUUUUAUAAACUCCAAUGGCUCCAGCUUUUCCUAACUUCCUGUAUCACAAUGCAGUCAUUCUCUGGGAGGGGUAAAGGAACUGCACUCCUUUUUGCACCGGAUCUCUUACUUUAUGAUGGAGGAUAACUCAUUGAAAAGUGGUAUCUUGACAUAUUUCUUUUGUGAAACAUACACACCUGUAGAACACUGCAACAUUAUCUAAGUAAGACACUUAUCUCUGGUUGUUCUCUGACUAGGAAGCAUAUGAUAAAGUUAAAUUUAUCUUUUCUGAGAAAAUGGAAAAAGGGAUAAUUAACUGACAAGACCUUUUACUUCAGAGAACCAGAAAAGUUUGUGGCUUAAAUCAGAUUUUGCAUUUUCCAAGUUUCAUAUAGCACUGUGAUAUUGUUAAAUAACACUGUAUAUACUUUUAUUAAAAAAAGAGAAAUAUCA